Messenger RNA from Alligator sinensis (Chinese alligator), 4100 nucleotides. RefSeq names its product coiled-coil domain containing 7 (gene CCDC7). The transcript has 34 exons. The annotation marks the transcript as partial. NCBI's taxonomy places the organism in Eukaryota, Metazoa, Chordata, Crocodylia, Alligatoridae. The record is from RefSeq and is a predicted model, not a curated record.
AGUGUGAGGCCCGAAUUAAACAUAGUACUCCAGGCUUGGAAAGACAACACAGACCCCAGUAUGAAAGCAAGAAAGCAAAUGAAACCCAGCACUCUGUCAGAAGCAGACACGGGAACAUCUUUUUUAAAAAAGGGUCCGCUAAACUUACAAGGCUCACCUACUGAUAAUUUAAAAAUAAAAGGAAGAAUAAAGCUCUCAGGAAAGGAAUGUGAGCCAAUGGUCUUAUUACCAGCUGCUCCAGUUGAAUCUUUCAUGAAAUAUUCUUUACAGAUUCCAUCUGUAAAUAAAGAUGAUUCGCUAGAUGAAGUGCAGAUGCUAAGGAACGUCACUAAACGUCUCAAUGGGAUUAUACAUGCAAUGGAAUAUGUGUAUCAGAAGAAACCUGAAGUGGAAGAGAAAGAGGAAGCAGAUGAGGAAGAGGAAGACUCAGUUGAAGGUCAUGAGGACAUGACUACAUCGCUACUAGGUUUUUCGUCAAUUGCAAAACAGUUAGAAACAACACUUCAGGAACAGAAAGAAAUAUUAGAGUCUUUGACUAAGUGGUUUGGAAAGGAAGUCCAGCAGAUGGAAGAGUUAGGAAAAGAUGAACUUUUUCCAGAACUGCAGCUUCCUGUGGCUGAUAAGGACAUAACAGAUAGCAUAAUUAAACUAACACAACACAUCAGAAGUCUUGAAGAACUAAGAAACCGCAUUCACCAUCUGCCAAAGUCUGUCCAGCCACCUCUAGCCAAACAAGAAAAGAAAAGGAAGUCGAACCCAGUAGCAAUAGCUCAGAGAGACCCGAAGGCUAUCUUAGAAGAGCUUGCAAGAAAACAUGGAACUGAGGAUGUAAUCAGCAUGACACAUGUUUUUGAAGAUGACCUAGCACCACAAACUAUUGAAGUAAUGAAUACUCGUAUGUUAGAAAUAAUAAAAGUAUUUGAAAGACAAACAAAUAAGUUUCAAAGAAUUUUAAAUGAACAAGAUGUUCUAGAGGGUAAAUACCAGAAGAUAGAAAAUGAAUAUCAGAUACUAGCAGAAGAGAAACAGAUAAUGGAGAAUGAGCUUCAAAAGAUGAAAGAGACAGAAAAAAUGGAGAAAGAAAAAAUAAUGCCAGAACUUAGAAAGAAGGUUUCAGCAUUCUUGCAACCUUCUGAAAGUGAGACUCUUGAAGCAGCAAUGGCAAAAAUUCAAUCAGGAGGAAAACCAAAGAAAGUUUCAUCUCAGACUAAAAAAGAGAGUGAAAAUCAGAAAAUGAAAGAAGAUUUACUUAAAGCUCAGGAAUGCCUUCAAGCUCUUGAAAGAGAGAAGAAAAGCCUUGAGGAAAAGUUACAGAAAGCUUUAAAGGAAACUGAAAAUGCUAGCAAGCAACUCUCAAAACCAGCAGCACCUGCCUCUAUUCAAGAUGCACACUUCUCAUAUGCAAAGGCAGAUAGUGGUAAUGAGGAUGCUAACAGUGAUGUGAAGAUCAAUUCUAAGGAUUUAUCAAGAAAGGGCAAAAAACCAACAAAAUCUAAAGGCAAAGGAGAAUAUAAUGCAGGCUCAGGAAGAAAAUCUAUUAAUGAAGCUGAUAAGCCAGAACAGAAAUUAUCAGCAGUUGACAAUGGGAAACAAGUUGGAAAUGAAUUAUUUCGAAAAAGAAGUUCAACAGACACUAAGAAAAUACAAGAAACUCUGUUGUCAUCUCAACUGAAAGAUGUUAAACUUGAGAGAGAAGAUUCUGAUAGAGAAAUAUGUAGAGACUAUGGAAUGCCAGCAAAUGGAUUAAGGGAGCAAAUCCUUGUUCAGGAGAGAGAACCCCUGUAUAAAGCUUAUGAAUCACUUCCUGUUAUAGAAGAGACUCAAGUAAAUCGGUUGGGUGAACAGGACUAUGAGAAUGCACAAUAUACAACUAGGCCAGCUGACGAAGAGUCAGUCUCGUUGUUACCUAUUCAAGUCACAGAAAGGUCAAGUGAAAAGGAAAUGAAAGCCCAUGGCAAAGGCAAAUCAGAGGCUCCUCUGAAAGUAGAUCCCCAAAGAUCUACUAAACCUAGAAAAGCCACAGAAACAAAAAAAGGAAGUUUAGUGAGAAACAGGGCAAGCAAAGAAACCCACAACACUGCUGUUUCAGAAGGUCAAGAAAAGGCACUUCACAAAGACUCCACAAAGACUCAAGAACAGUUAUUACCCAGGUCUUUAGAUAGACGGGAAAAAUUGCCCCCACUGAUUUCAGAAAGGCAAAAGAAAACAUCUCCACUGGUCUCCCAUGCAAAGGAAAAUCAAGUUGCAGCCGCUGUCAGAUCUGGUGUCCAAAAGAAAGAUCCUUUCUUAUUCAUAUCUGAGAAGCAUACAUUGGCAUCAACUUUAACUGCAAAACCUCAAGAUGCAGCUUCUGUUAAAGACUCUUUGACUUAUCAUGAAGUAUCUUCUGAUGAUCUUGGUACUGUUACUGAAGAAUUUCAACAAAUUUCUGAUUCUUCUAUUGGAAAGAUACCUGCUUCUGAGAGCCAAAAAAAGAUAUAUACAGCUUUCAUUCCAGAACAUAAUAAAAUUCCUAUUCCAGUUCUCUCUGUCAGUGAUGAGAUGGUUUUGAGGGAAGACGGUCAAGAAUCUCUCAAAGUUUAUCAGGAUGUUCAAUUUGAUGUUCAAGAUUCUUCUGAUGGUUACGAGACUGUAAUUUUGGAGAAAGGUCCAUCCACUGCAAGGCAUUUUCCAAGUUCUUACAGAGAGGCAUCACAUCUUCAAGAGAAUGAAAUUAAAAAGUUAUCAGAUAAAACAGGACUUCCGCUUGAAGAUCAUUUGGCAGAUGUGAAAGAUGUACAUAAAACAGAAAACCUUGCUGCAUUCCUUCUUGAUGCUUCUGUUAUUCUAGACAAGGAGGUAGAUGAGCUAUCCGAGCAGAGAAGGCUUCUGCUUUCAAAUCUGCAGCAAACUCAAUGCAUUGCAGAGAAGGAGGAAAAUGAGCCCUUAGAACAGAGAAGGCUUCUUCUUGCAACUCUAGAAUCAGAUUUGAAAGAUCUGCAGCAAACUCAGGGCUUUGCAGAUGGCCAGUCAGGCAGUGAGAGUGGGAGCAAAGAAGAUGAACUAACAGAUCAAAGAAUUUUAGCUGCAAAUCUGGAGACAAAUGUACAAGACCUGCUUCAAGCACACACUCCUGCAACAGGGCACCUGGAAAAAUACGGACUUAAUGAGAGAGAACUGAGUGAGUUAGCGGAGAAGAGAAGACUUUUGCUUGCAAGUUUUGAAUCAACUCUGAAAGAUCUUCAGGAAGCACAGGCUCUUGCAGCUUGCCAGCUGAGCGGUGUCAAUGAGGAAGAACUGAGUGAAUUAGCAGAAAAGCGAAAUCUAGAACAUCUGCAGGAAGUACAGGCUCUUGCAGCUUGCCAGCCAUGCAGUGUCAAUGAGAAUGAAAUGCACAAUUUAUCAGAAAAAAGAAGGCUUUUCCUUGCAAAUCUAGAAUCAGGUUGGAAAGAUCUUCAGCAAGCGCAUGCUCUUCUAGCUGCCCAACCAGGUAAUGUCAUUGAGAGAAAAGUUAGCCAAGAGUUUUCCAAGAACAGAGAGCAUUUGCUUGCAAAGGUGGAAGAAAAUCUAAAAGGCCUACAACAAGCACAGGUUUUGGUUUCAGGACAGUUGGGAAAAUUUGGAUCCAGUGGUUUACAGCUUGAACCUACACCUUCAACAUUCCUGAUACAUCAAGACAGAAGCAGAGCAUCUGCAAAACGGAGCUACUCCAAAGAGAUGAUCCCAUAUAUUACCCAUAGGUCAGCAGACAUAACUUCUGUUUCAUCCAGGAUCCAUGGGCCACUAGAUGCAACUCCAGUUUUAUCCACACUCCUUAAUGUAUCUUCAAGACCGAGCAUACCAUCAGCACAUGCAGGGAUGGAAACUCAGUCAUCAGCGUGGAAGAGAAGGAUAAUAAACAAAAAGUCUUUCAUUUCUCAGAGCAAGGGACUUAAGGGAUUGUUGGGUUCCUUACCAACUCCUCAGAAAACUGAAAUCGAACCACUCUGUAUUUCUGGGAAGAGUUACACUCUGCUGAGCUCAAGGUCUUCAGAAACAAAAAGGAGCUGAACAUUUAGUAAUAUGGGUCUGGCUUAAAAUCUUUUUUGUAGCAUAAUUCAGUAACUACAAACUUAAAUAAA